This is a messenger RNA of Colletotrichum phormii, 3433 nucleotides long. RefSeq lists its product as uncharacterized. The record is from RefSeq and is a predicted model, not a curated record. NCBI's taxonomy places the organism in Eukaryota, Fungi, Ascomycota, Sordariomycetes, Glomerellales, Glomerellaceae. Bases 480 to 3017 code for a protein of 845 amino acids. The transcript has 5 exons.
CCUCAACCAGCCCUGGCGUUUCCGUCGUGACUUGUGACCUUUUGCUCCCACGCAUUUAUCCAAGCACCACCGCACGCGCGUCUUAUCCGAGUGCAACGAGCUCCUGCCGCAACUGCUUUUGACAAGUCGCAGAUUUCCAAGUUUCCGCCGCCUGGAAACUUGAACUUUCCUUCUUGUCUACCGCUUUGCGUGACCACUGCUUUUACCGUUUCCUUCGCGCAGCAAGUACCACUUGCUGACGUCGACGCCUUCGGGAAGAAGGUGCAACUUUGCAGACGCGCGCCUUCUGGCUUGACGUACUUGACUUGGACACCACCCUGUCUCCGUGCUGGCUCUGGUGCGAGACAAAGAUUGUCAUCCCUUUCACUAACUGUCGUUUUUCAUCAUCUUUUUUUUUUCUUUCCUGAGGGGCAGCCUUAGACAGCACUUUGGUCUUCGAACCACCAUGGUAAGCUGAUAAUAAAGGAGCAUCAUCAGACAUGGGGAGAGAGAAGAAACCACACCCUGGCCCGGGUACCGGGGCCAAGGAUCGCCACCGCAAGGCUGGCAAGGUCAAUAAAGCCAUUGAUCGCAGCGCGCCGCUGCCGCCAGGACUCGUCGCCGCGAAGCCAGUUACUGUGGUCAACAACAGCAAACACCAGUCGUACUUCGAGUUCGUCGAGAACAAAGACAAGAAGAAGCCUCUGCUCUUCCAGAUUACAACAAACAAAACCCCGCCUCCUGGGAUGAGGCAUAUCCCCCUUGGCAAUCCUGAACUGACCGAACGAUGCAAGGACAUCUCAAGAGAGACGGGGGCCUCGGUCUACAUUGUGACCAUGGCCAAGAAUAACGCCACGGACUUGAGUCAACAAAUUCACCGUGUCGGACACCACAUUCGCGAGUAUAUCGUGGAUAGGGCUCUGGAGGAACUAGGACUGGACAGUGUCAACGAGCCGGAGCUCAUAGGUCAAGGCGACGCUCAGGUCGAGAAGAUUCCCGAGAAACAGAACGAAAUCGAUAAGCAGGCGGACGCCGCCCUACGAGAACUAUUCCCUCGGAUUCCGAAUACCGACCGGCAGCAGAUUAUCGACCAUGCCUUCCAAAAGGGAACAAAAUUCAAAGGCGACCUAGUCGUAGGGCUCCAGCAGGACCUGUCUCUGUCGCGGCGAGUGCAGCUUGCCGUCCUGGCACACAUUCGACAUAACCAUACCAGAUAUGACCAACUCCUUAGGGAGACCACUUGGCAUAAUGCCAGGCGAGUUACCGAGCAGCUUUGCCUGGAUUUCCUCGUCAAGUGGCGAGGCGACGACGAAAAUGGCCGCAACCAGCUUGAUGAAAUCCUUCGCGAGGUCGUGGUUCUCUCUGACGACUCUGACGAUGAGGACUCGGGCGAGGAGCCCGACUCUGACUCGUCGGAGGUACUCAUCACCAGGUCCCACAACGUUGGCAGAGUAUCGGAGCCGGCCGUAGUCCAGAACGUCGCUAACCGCGAUAAACGCUUGUCGACAGCGAUACCAUCACAUCCAGGAUCCCCAAUGCCCCUUGCCACGCCCGGGAUGUCCAAGAGGGCUUACAAAAAGGCACGCAGACGGGCCAAGCACCGUGAGCGUAACUUCAGUCGUUAUGAGGCUGCUGCAAACGCUGCCUGGGAUAACGCCAGACAGCGGCAGCGCGGGCCCGAUGAUCGCACGAACCAGGCAGGCAGCUCCGUUAGUCACGGAGCGCAUCAACAGGGUCCGCCUGUUGAAUUCAUCGAGAACAGAGUUCCCAUGGGGCAUAUCAAUCGCGCGGGCUCGCAGAUGAGGCUACCCCCUGCACCGGCCCGCAACAACGCAUAUGAGCCCAGGCAGCACAUGGAAAGUGCCUAUGGGAGACCCAAGGUAAAUGGAGCUGGCGACAUUCCCAGUCUCGGUCCCUCAAACCACGCAGGUGCCCGGGCUCGAGAGAGCAACCAGCUGCAAGAUUUCCUCCACCCAUCCAUUGAGCCGAGAUCCCCUGACGGUGUGAGAUCUCCAUCACGCUAUUCCCGUGGCAUGGUGGAAUUCACGGACCGCAGAGGUGAUGAGCUGUACCCGCGUCUGAACUCCCCACCCCGUGGCCCAAUGGUACGAGAGGAGCGUUACGUCCAUCAACCCCCCAUCUACCAAAGUCAUCCCAUCCAUGCGAGACCUUUGCGUGAUGGCCAGGACAUUGUUCAACCGCUUGAACCAUUAUAUCGCAAUGUGCCACAGGAUUCAGCUCGGCCACUCGUGUAUCAGCAGCCCAUGCGAGAUCGUGGCCCUCCCCGACCUCAGGUUUACGCUGAUAGAAUCAUCCACCGAGAGGACAAUUUGAGACGACGUCAAGGCAGUGUCCCAGGAGAAAGAGCCAAUCCCAUUAUGAUUGAGGAUCACAAUGUUCACCCAGGUACAGUCGUUCUUGGCACAGGCGAGAGCGUUAGGGACAGAUUUGGCCCCGAUGUUGAGAUCCUUGCUGUCCACCGUCCCGGACGUGAUCGUGGCCCGGAUGCUCAGCGUUUCAAUUCAAUGGACGAAGGCUUCAUUCGCUUACGGGAGAACAACAUCAAUCAGCGCAAUGGACUGGAAGAGGAGGGCUUUCUCAGGCUUAGAGAGCGCCCUGUCGCCGAACCCAGGCAUUCUACAUAUGGUGUUGAUGGUCGUUCCCGUCUCGAUGACUAUCGGACUGCACAACAGCCGCCGUCAUAUCGACCAGCCGAACCUUCCGGGCAGGCCAUCUACGUUAGGCGCGUGGAGAGGCCGCAUCAAGCUGAUCUAGCCUAUCCGGUGCACACUUAUGAACGUGUGGAGGCAGUUCGAAAUGACGGCCUUGCUCAGCGCGGAGUCCGGUCGCCUGUAUAUGGCGGAGCGCCAUAUGAGCAUUCGCAACAUCACUCGAUGCAGGGAGCAUACGGUGUCCCCGUUCAUCGACACGCCAUGCCAGCUCCAGGACCUGAGGAUCCGUUUAGGUCCGACCGAUACAGGCCAUCGCAACCGCGCCAGUGGCCGCGCUCAAAUGACGACGUAAUCGUGCUCGAGUAAGCACGACUAGACAUGGAAUAUGUUUCCAGCACUGUUCAUAAUCGUAAUGAUUAUGCAACCAUGUGUGGUUAGGAUCAGGGAUGGCAGCAUAUGCAAGGCGUUCAUGGAUUACCAGCAUCCGCCGAUGAGGGGUAUUGUUUUUGAGAAUCACCAUGGACGGACGGGCGAGGUAUAAGUCUUUUCUUCGUUAGGGAACAGAAGGGCCAGUCAGCCAGUGACAGCUUGGGGAGGAUGCAUGGAAGGAGUUGUUAGAUAUGAUACCCAAAGACGAUGAGCAUAAACUGCUCUCGUCUGCGUUUUAGUGGAGGACUAUGGAUGGGAAACCCAUCCGAAUGAGAACAUGUUAAAGAACCACAUCGAAUUCAUUGCACGACGGAAAGCACCGUUACAUAUCUUCGUGGAUAUGCUGACAUGAC